Molecule: messenger RNA, 1452 nt
Organism: Aspergillus terreus NIH2624
Lineage: Eukaryota; Fungi; Ascomycota; Eurotiomycetes; Eurotiales; Aspergillaceae
Gene: ade13
Product: adenylosuccinase ADE13
Exons: 3
Coding region: 1-1452 (483 amino acids)
Biological process (GO): 'de novo' AMP biosynthetic process
Cellular component (GO): cytosol
Molecular function (GO): (S)-2-(5-amino-1-(5-phospho-D-ribosyl)imidazole-4-carboxamido) succinate lyase (fumarate-forming) activity; N6-(1,2-dicarboxyethyl)AMP AMP-lyase (fumarate-forming) activity
Source: RefSeq, a predicted model, not a curated record
AUGUCUUCCAGCAAUGAUGUCUACCAGACUCCUCUCAACUCGCGCUAUGCGAGCAAUGAGAUGAAGUACCUCUUCUCCCCCCGCAACCGCUUCUCGACCUGGAGACAGCUGUGGCUGUGGCUUGCCGAGUCGCAGAAAGAGCUGGGCCUGCCCAUCUCGGACGAUGCCAUUGAGCAGAUGAAAGCCCAUACCACCAUCCAGGACGACGAAUUCAAGGUUGCGGCCGAGGAGGAGAAGCGCCGGAGACACGAUGUCAUGGCUCACGUUCAUGCCUACGGUCAGGUCGCCCCCGCCGCCGCGGGUAUCAUCCACUGGGGUGCCACCUCCUGCUACUGCACCGACAACGCGGAUCUCAUCUUCCUCCGCGAUGGUCUCGACAUCCUCAUCCCCAAGCUCGCCGUCGUCAUUGACAAGCUCUCCGCCUUUGCCCAGCAGUACAAGGACCUCCCCUGCCUCGGCUUCACCCACGGCCAGCCCGCUCAGCUCGUGACUGUCGGAAAGCGCGCGUGUCUGUGGAUUCAGGAUCUCCUGAUGGACCUGCGCAACCUGGAACGCGCCCGGGACGACCUGCGUUUCCGCGGUGUCAAGGGUACCACCGGUACGCAGGCUUCCUUCCUGCAGAUCUUCGACGGAAACCACGACAAGGUGGAACAGCUGGAUGAGCUCGUGACGAAGAAGGCCGGCUUCAACUCCGCUUUCAUCAUUUCCAGUCAGACCUACUCGCGCAAGAUCGACGUCGACGUCGGCAACGCGCUCGGCUCCUUCGGAUCGACCUGCGAGCGCAUCGGCAUCGACAUCCGUCACCUGGCCAUGCUGAAGGAGGUCGAGGAGCCGUUCGAGAAGGACCAGAUCGGCAGCAGCGCCAUGGCGUACAAGCGCAACCCCAUGCGCUCGGAGCGUCUGUGCUCGCUCGGAAGACACCUCCAGAACCUCCCCAAGGACGCCUUGGACACCUACUCGGCCCAGUGGUUCGAGCGGUCGCUUGACGACAGCGCCAUCCGCCGCAUCAGUAUCCCCGAGCUCUACCUCUCGGCCGAUGCCUGCCUGAUCCUCCUCAACAACGUCACCUCCGGCUUCGUCGUCUACCCCGAGGUCAUCAAGCGGCGCGUCAACGACGAGCUGCCGUUCAUGGCCACCGAGAACAUCAUCAUGGCCUGCGUCAAGAAGGGUCUCUCCCGUCAGGACGCCCACGAGGAGAUCCGUGUUCUCUCCCACCAGGCCUCCGACAACGUCAAGAAGCAGGGCAAGGACAACGACCUGCUCGACCGCGUCCGCCGCACCCCCUUCUUCGCCCCCAUCCUCGACGAGCUCGACGCCCUCCUCGACCCCAGCACCUUCGUCGGCCGUGCCCCCCAGCAGGUCGAGAAGUUCACCUCCACCGAGGUCAAGAAGGCCCUGCAGCCGUACGAGAGUUACCUCGCCAACGCCGAGACUUCUGCCCUCAGCGUCUAA